CUAGAUGGAGUUAAUUUAAGGGAGACCCUUCAGAUUUAUGGUGUAAGCAAACGAAAGGAAAUAUUUCAGAUUUCGGAUUUCGGAUUUCGGAUUUCGGAUUUCAGAUUUCAGAUUUCAGAUUUCAGAUUUAGAAGAGUGAAAGCGAAGCGUGGACGAUCUCAAUCUCAGCGUUGGAUCAGCAGCGUAAAUAAGCAAGACAAGACUCUGUGUUGUAAUAGAAGGGAAGAUGGGGUUCAAGUAUGUUAUUUGGCCUCUUGAAUUGCUGGAAGAUAAGGAAAUCCUUGUUUCCAAGGACGAGUUUUGGUGCUAUAUUGAGGAGCUUCACAAUGCACAGGUUCAAAAUCAGAAUGAUGAGGAGUUAUGCAGGACAAUGGAAUGGGUUAACAUAUCCCAACCUUACAGAUUGGGAGUAAUUCCAAAGAAGAUGUUAAGAGCAUUCAGGGAUGUUUUCAUAUACUUUCACGACAUGCGUCAUCCCUACAUUCAGGCACAAAAAAAUUCUGACAUUUUUGUGGUCUUGUGUUCGAAUCCUGCCACUGCCACUGCCACUGCCACUGCCACUAGUCCCCGUCCUCGGCCUCUGGAUGCUAUUUUCGUUGAGAGGAAGGAAGGCAGAGAUGUGCCCAUGGCGCAGAGAGGGCAGGAGUAUUACCAAGAACAAUAUCUCGUUUCACUAGGGAGGAACCCAUUCACAUAUCCAUGGCCCACACAGCCCACUGAUAUGCACAACAACAACAAUACCACUCAUCCUGUUGAUUUGUUUUUCCGUCGCAGACCAAACUACUCCUUAUAUCCUUAUGGUGGUUUUUAUAUAAGGCCUUUCUAUCCUAAUGGUGGUUUUUAUAUAAGGCCUUUCUAAAGGGUUCGCUGCUUUCAAAAUUCUGAUUUCCUAAAAAAAUUUAUUUCAUAUUUUUUUUUUUGAACUGGUGUUGGGUCCUUUCCAACUUAGUAAACUACAAGUUCUUAUAUUAACAUUCAAUUUGUUGUAACAUGACUAUAUCAAGUGUAUUUUUCUUUAAAUUUAUUAAGUUGAAGAUUGUUACCAUGUAAUUGUUCAAUUAUGAGAAAUGAUAAUUUGGAAUCUUUCUUUA
Cryptomeria japonica (Japanese cedar) is the source of this 1091-nucleotide messenger RNA. RefSeq lists its product as uncharacterized. Lineage: Eukaryota; Viridiplantae; Streptophyta; Pinopsida; Cupressales; Cupressaceae. The record is from RefSeq and is a predicted model, not a curated record. The coding region runs from base 227 to 859 and encodes 210 amino acids. The transcript has 2 exons.